AUGGCAGACUCAAGGAAAUACACAGAUAAAGACAAUCCAAAGGAUUUGUUCAAAAAACUAUAUGCCAAAGCUAUUGCUCUUGGGGUAAAUGAAAAAGAGUGGUCAAAAUUGGAAGCUCUGAAAGACAUCAAGAAAAGUACUUCAAAGAAACCUGUGAUUGUUCGAGUGGUGGAAAAAAUCUGUUUAGUCGUCCUGAUACUUAUCGCUGUUCUACUGUUUAUUAUUGUGACUGAGUGGCCUGUGAAUAAUAACAGACUCUUAUUAAUUUGGUUUAAGGUUCAAGACCUUGAUCCUUUUCAUGAGCCGUGCUUAGUUGAAAUGAGUGAAUCUGUCGGUGAUUAUUUCCGUCCACCAGUGGAUUGUAGCUUUUGUGAAGGAGUUACACAAAUUGACAGAGUAUCAAAUAUCACCCGUGAACAGUUUGAAGCAAAAUAUGCAUAUUCAGGUCGCCCAGUGGUUGUUGAAGGAUCUACUGCCAAUUGGACUGCAAUGAAUGAGUUCUCUUUUAAAUUCUUUAAAAAAAUAUAUAAUGAAGGUAGUCCCACUCUGGUUAAUUCAGAUACCAAUUGUCAGUUCUUUCCAUAUGCCACAAAUUUUGAAAAUCUUGGUGAAGUAUUUAAUAUGAGUGAGGAACGAGCCUUGAUGAAAGAUGGAUUUGAGCCCUGGUAUAUUGGAUGGGGUAACUGUGAUUUUUCAGCUGCCAACAUCCUGAGAAAACACUACCAUCGACCAGACUUCCUCCCGGUAGAUUCUGAGUCAAGUAAAACAGAUUGGAUCUUCAUGGGAAGUCCAGGACAUGGCGCUCAUCUACAUAUAGACAAUGUAGACCUGAUGUCAUGGCAGGCACAGAUUACCAGCAGUAAACAAUGGCUACUGGAGCCACCUCCUGAGUGUUACUACAAAUGUGUCCACUCCAUGUCAACUGUUGUUUCUCCAGGGGAGAUAAUAAUUGUGGACACAAACAAAUGGUACCAUGCCACACUGGUUGUGGGUAAAGAUGUCAGCAUCUGUAUUGGAUCCGAGUAUGACUAG
Molecule: messenger RNA, 1032 nt
Organism: Ylistrum balloti
Lineage: Eukaryota; Metazoa; Mollusca; Bivalvia; Pectinida; Pectinidae
Exons: 4
Coding region: 1-1032 (343 amino acids)
Source: RefSeq, a predicted model, not a curated record